Molecule: messenger RNA, 1686 nt
Organism: Piliocolobus tephrosceles (Ugandan red Colobus)
Lineage: Eukaryota; Metazoa; Chordata; Mammalia; Primates; Cercopithecidae
Gene: DAW1
Product: dynein assembly factor with WD repeats 1
Exons: 13
Coding region: 108-1310 (400 amino acids)
Molecular function (GO): protein binding
Source: RefSeq, a predicted model, not a curated record
GAGAUCAUAGCUGUGCAGCUGAGUGGGUAGUGAUGUCCGACUCUGAGGUAGAAACUCCAGAGGAGAAGCAGUGUUGAAGGAGAAGAUCCUGAACUCUUUGAGGAAUUAUGUUGGAAUAUGAAAAACAUGGAGAAUUAAAGACGAAGUCAAUAGAUUUGCUUGAUCUUGGUCCCAGUACUGAUGUCAGUGCUUUAGUAGAAGAAAUCCAGAAGGCAGAACCUCUAAUCACAGCUUCACGAACAGAGCAAGUCAAACUUUUGAUACAGAGGUUACAAGAGAAACUUGGCCAGCACAGCAAUCACACAUUCUAUCUUUUUAAGGUUCUCAAAGCACAUAUAUUGCCACUGACUAAUGUUGCACUUAACAAAUCGGGCUCAUGCUUUAUCACAGGAAGCUACGAUCGGACGUGCAAGCUCUGGGACACUGCUUCUGGAGAGGAGCUGAACACCCUGGAGGGCCACAGGAAUGUGGUUUAUGCCAUCGCAUUCAACAAUCCUUACGGUGACAAAAUUGCCACCGGGUCCUUUGAUAAAACUUGCAAACUCUGGAGUGUAGAAUCAGGAGAAUGUUACCAUACCUUCAGGGGUCAUACAGCAGAAAUAGUGUGUUUAUCAUUUAACCCUCAAAGCACAUUGGUGGCGACUGGAAGUAUGGACACAACAGCCAAAUUGUGGAACAUUCAGAAUGGCGAGGAAGUUUGCACCUUAAGAGGACAUUCUGGCGAAGUCAUCUCCUUGUCAUUUAACACCUCAGGAGACAGAAUCAUCACGGGGUCUUUUGAUCAUACAGUUGUAGUGUGGGACGUUGAUACUGGAAGGAAGGUACAUAUCUUAAUUGGUCAUUGUGCUGAGAUUAGCAGUGCCUUAUUCAAUUGGGAUUGCUCUCUAAUAUUAACUGGAUCUAUGGACAAAACCUGCAUGCUGUGGGAUGCUACAAAUGGAAAAUGUGUGGCAACCUUAACAGGCCAUGAUGAUGAAAUACUAGACAGCUGCUUUGAUUACACUGGAAAGCUUAUUGCAACUGCUUCAGCUGAUGGAACAGCAAGAAUUUUCAGUGCUGCCACAAGAAAAUGCAUUGCCAAACUGGAAGGACAUGGAGGUGAAAUUUCAAAGAUUUCUUUCAACCCUCAAGGGAACCGUCUUCUAACUGGUAGCUCUGACAAAACGGCUAGAAUCUGGGAUGCUCAGACUGGCCAGUGCCUCCAGGUUCUUGAGGGGCACACUGAUGAAAUCUUUUCAUGUACUUUCAACUAUAAAGGCAACAUCGUCAUUACAGGCAGCAAGGAUAAUACCUGUAGGAUAUGGCGUUGACUGAGGGAAGCUGGUCAGUGAGCAACCUUGCUAACAAUGGUAAUCCGGAACUGGAACUUCACAGACAGCAGCUCCUUUAAUAUUUCUUACACUUUCUCUUUUUCUACAAGUCAACUAUUUAUACAACUGUCCUUUAUUUCAUGGAUAUGACCAUUAAACAUGACAAAGUUAUGCCACUCCAAUAUUAUUAUUUGAUGGAGAUGGCAGGACACAGCGUAAUGUUUGGCUAAUGCCACCAGUUAUUUCCGUUGUGUUUGUUUUUUAAAAGCAUUAUGAUACUGAAAAAGAAAACCAGAGUAACUUAACAACGUGUCUCCUGGAUUUUACUUUGAAGCCUAUUGUUAUAAUUUCUGUUGAAUAAAGUGUUUGGAGGAAA